AUGCAACAGAAGACCCAUAGUAGGGGGCCCUCUCCGGGGGGGGUGCCCAGAGGGGGCCCCCCUCUUUCAAGACAGUGCACGACAGAGUUCACAGAGGUUGAGACCAACCUAGGCAGGGAAAGCGACCUGUGGUCCGUCAGCACCGCCCCUGAUAUAUCUUCUGCCUCUGAGGGCUUGGCCAAGAAUUUGGGCUUUGCAGCGGCCGAGCUGAAUAAGGAGGUGGAAGGCCUGCUUCUGGGCAUGCAGCGAUACCACCUCGCAGCUAAUACUAUCGUAGGGGGCAUGGACCUUGGCGCGAUGGCGGAGGCGCUUACAGAGCGAACUGCAGAGGCGGUGAAGCAGCAACAACAGCGGUUGCGAGAGAAGGCUCGGUUUGAGCUGCAGCUUGCUAAAGCGAAGACCCGCAGUCAACAGCUCGAGGCCAAAGAGAAGGAGGCAGCGAGUCAGCUUGCUCAGAAGGAGCAGACCAUCAUCAAGCUGCAAGCACACCUGCGCGCUGCUCAGCAGCGCGCGACAGAUGCAUCUGCCUCAGCUGCAAUGAGGUUAGAGCUUGAGGAAAAGCUUAUCGGGAUGCGGGCUGUAGGGACCGUCACCCUUCCGGCGCUUAGCGAGUGGCUUCGGCUCAACCUGCAGGCAUGGAAGGCUCUCCAGGCACCUUUGAGGGGUUUUUAUUUACCGGAGAAGGCAACGGGGAAGGUCGUGCAACAACUCAAAGAUAAGUUCGAUCGGGAGAAGGCAUUCAUCUCCCAAGCGCUUAGGGCCAUACAACACGAGACCUUACGAGUUGUCAAGCAGAUUUGCGAGACGCCGUGGAAGUUCGAUGAGCUACGUAAGGAGAAGGAAGCCGUAGAAGCUGCAGCGGCAGCGGCGGCAGAAGAGGCGGCCCGCGCCGCAGAGAAGCAAGCAAACCAAGCAGCUGCUGAGGGAAUGGCCCUUGCUGCGGAAGUACGGAAUCUGCGACAGAAGCUCCAGGCCACGCAGCGCGAGCUGGAAAGCACAGUGAAGGAGAGGGACCGAGAAGCAGAGGCUACGAAACACCUGCAUAAUUUGGAGGCGGAAGUGGAGAGGCUUUCUGUCUACGCGGAGGAGAAGCAGCACGAGAUCCAGCAGCUCAGACAAGACAAUAUGGCUCUGGCGCAGUCCCUUAGCGUUGCCCGUGAACAUCUUACGGAGGCCCGUUGCUCUCCGGGGUCCAUGCAGGAGCUGGAGGCCCUUCUGAAGCAGCAAGCAGAAACUAUCGAACGGGCUAUGAUAUCCAGGGCUCCUUCUCGCUUUGUAGUCAGGCGCAAGCUUACGCACGGCAGUCGUAUGAGGCUGCUGCGGUCCCUCCGCAGUAGAAAGGCAGCAUCCCUAUUUGCUUUGGAAAAGUGCAAAAGCAAAACUGGCAGCCGUACAAGCCGCAGCGGGGGCAGCAGCAAUGCUACAAAUGCGUAUGCGGAGGGGUCUCUGCAAGACACACACAAGGGGCACUCGCAGGGAGCGAUGACGGAGCGUAGCGUCACCCCGAGCAGCCAGCUGCUCUCGGAGUUGGACAGUCUUCUUUCGUCUGCGUUCGAAGGGUUGCGGCAGGUUGAGAUGUUGCAGCGGCGCACCACUACGGAGGCAACAGCAACAACACCCCGGCCUCGGUCGGCACAGACCGGCGAGGCGGCACAUCUCCAACUUCAGUACCUUGAAAGCAUCCUGCAGGGCAUCGCAGAGACAGCUCAGAGGCUAUCGCUUCACAUAGGCGGUGUCUAUGCAGAGCGCCAGAUAGGACAAAAUGAUUUACUGCACAGAUUGCCGUCUACGGGAGAAGUAUCAGAUAUUGCGAGGGUCGAGGCCCGCAUUCAAGAAGCCUCUUCUGUUCUGAAGGCUGUAGAAUCGGCUUUGCAGAUGCCCGCAGAUGCACAACAAAUGGCGUGGUCUUUAAAGGGUGAAGCGAAGUCCCUGGCAUCGGACCUUCAGCAACAACUAAAAGAGAAACAUCUUCUCGAAACAGAAAACGAAGGACUGCAGCAAGCAGCGGCCUUGGAAAAUGCUCUUGGCCAGCUUCAGCAGCAGGUGCAGCGGCUACAGCAGCAGCAAGAGGAAGCGACGCAGCUGCGGGUGGCGCUGCCCGCUGCCGCCGGCGCAGACAGGGCACUGUUGGAAGCCAAAGAAACGGAGCGUCGGAUUCAGGAGAUGCACUUUCAAAAUGAGCUGCACAAGGAGCGCGUGGCACACGCAGACGCCAUCAUGCAGCUGGAGCUUGCCCACGAGAGCCAGAUUAGCGGGCUGGAGAAUCAGCACAAGAUACAGCUUGCAGAAGCUCAACUGGAGGCCUCUAAAGCCCUGAGAGCAUUGGAGGCAGAGCUCAACAGAGUCAAUGACGCGAAAACUAGGCAGGAAAGGACUGCUGCUGAAGCAUCGACAACAGUUGUUUUCCACCAAAACGCUGAGUCGCUCGUUAGAGAAAUUGCUGCUCUCAAGGCUCAGCUGCAGCAACAGCAGCGUCAGCAGGAUAGCGCUUUGCAGGAGCUAAAACAAAGAUUUAUUGAGGAAGAGGAGGUGCUGAGAAAGACGUUUAGAGAACAGUUGCAGCAGGAGGCGCGACAACAUGAGUUGGUGCUGCAAAUGCAUGAGAGCGAGCAUAAGGCGGAACUCAGAAAGCACGAGAAUGAGGCCGAAAAGCUCCUGAAGGAAGAAAAGUACAGGGCUGAUACAGCACUUCAACAUGCUAUGGAAGAGCACAACAAGGCACUGGAAAGGCUGAGAGCUUCUCACGCGUUGGAGUUGCAGACUCUUAAGGACAAACAAAGAGUACACGAGAAGCGACACAGGGAACAGGAGCGGGAAAAGUCCAGAACCGAGACGGCGGAGGCAGAAAGGGCUCUUGAUGAGGCCAUCAAUAAUCACAGCAAAGAAAUACAGCUACUGCAGCUGCAGCACGCAAACGAGCUGCAGCAGCUGCGAGCUGCACACGAGGCCACGAUCUGUGAAAUUCGAGCUGAAUAUGAAAGGGCCUUAAUGGAACAACAGCGCAACUCUGCAGCCGAGUCAUCAGCAGCGGCUGCUGCAGCUGAGGAGACGCUGCAUUCUUCCGCACAAGCCUUUGCUGCAAGGCUGAAGGAUGCCGAGCAGGUCUUUAGUCAGAGGCUCCAAGAUGCACGCGAUCACUCAGCAAGAGACCGCGAGGCCCUCAUACAAACGCACAAAGAGCGCCUCGACAGAGUCAUGGCCCGUCUUGCGGAGGCAGAGCAGCAGCAUGUGCAGCAGCAGCAUGCGCAGCAGCAGCAGAUCUUUGCUCUGCGAAGGGAGACGGACGAGCUGCAGAGGCAGAAGCAGCAACAGCAAGAAGAGAUAGCCGAGUUGCGGCACGAAAAGGAUAUGGAAGUCUCCGCCAGAGAUUCUUUGGCGCAGCAGCUUUUUAUGCUGCAGCAGAAGGCAGCGAAGCAGACUACCGAUCGAGCCUGUCAGGCUACGGUGUCCGCUGACGCUGUGGCCUCCCAAGUCGAUCCCCUUGCUUUGCAAUAUCUCAGAGAUUCGGAUAAUUUUCAGCACCAGCAGCAUAAAACGGCGUCUAGCCCGACCACAGCAGCUCUGGGAACGGACGACAAUGCAGGAGGGCCUUCUGCUGCUGCUGGAAUGCUCCAAAGAGACUCAGCCGGGAAUCGUCCCUCUCGCCACGCUUCUACUACAAAGCACCACCACCAGAAACUUGAGGGAGAGGAUGAAAUAUACCUUCGGGCAGACGUGGAGCAGCAGCAAGCCGAUUUGGCUCUCCGCAUUAAUCGUAUCUCAGAAAGAGCCCACGCAAAGCCCUAUGCCUUUCAGCGGACGGCAGCAGCAACAGCCACCAGAGCUGCUGCUGCUACUGAUGGAAGUGACGCCAGGACUUCUGGAAUAGCUGCAGGUUUGCCUGUACCUUCCGAAGCAGCAGUAAAAGCAGCAGUCACAAGGUCCAAAGAGACACACGGACUCUCGACUGGCUCUGCUACUUCCAAGCCCUCGUUUGCUGGAAGAAACAGCAGCAACAGCAGCAGCAGCGCGCAACAUGCUGGGGUGUCAUUGCCUCCAAUCCGAAUAGAAGAGCCGUGUCAUGAGCGAUAUAUUUCCAAUUCUUCUCUUUGCUCAGCUGAUGAGAGCAAGAGAGCCCCAUCAGCAGAAGUGGAACCUGCAAUGGGAGCGUCGCGUCUGCCAUCUCCAUAUUCUCCUGUCUCCCUGUGCGGAUCGCAGUCCUCUCCUCUCUUCCGCGAAAGCUCUAACAGCUCCGAAAGAACCAACAGCGUAAGCAAAGACAGUUCCAGCGGCAGCAAAACCGCAGUUCCACAUCUACUCUGUAUCUUUCGCUCCGUCGCAGCAUAG
Cyclospora cayetanensis is the source of this 4326-nucleotide messenger RNA. RefSeq names its product nuclear mitotic apparatus protein 1. The record is from RefSeq and is a predicted model, not a curated record. Bases 1 to 4326 code for a protein of 1441 amino acids. The transcript is spliced from 16 exons. NCBI's taxonomy places the organism in Eukaryota, Apicomplexa, Conoidasida, Eucoccidiorida, Eimeriidae.